Molecule: messenger RNA, 1605 nt
Organism: Thlaspi arvense
Lineage: Eukaryota; Viridiplantae; Streptophyta; Magnoliopsida; Brassicales; Brassicaceae
Source: the annotation of a GenBank genome assembly
UUGAUUCGUCUUCCAUUUCUGCUGGAGCUCAAUUUCUGUCGGAGUAGUAUUGAUUUUAUCUCCGGUUCGAGUAUUCCAAAGGGAGGAUUUUGCUACUCUCUCCGGGAUCGGAAUUCUCGAAGAGGAUCACCCAUGGAAUCAAACUCGAAAUCCAGGAAAGAAAGCAUCUUGAUCAAAUACGCCAUCUUCUCGCGACUCCUCGUUCUGUUCUUAACCAUUUUGUGGCGGAGCUUCCUCCAACCGUACGAUACAUCCGCCGCAAUCGACCCGCCGUGCCUGCAUCACAGAAACGUCACCGAAGAUUGUCCUCCGCUCCUUGUAGCCAAUGCAGUCUCGAAGACCCUUGAAAACAGCGUCGUCUGGGACAGCGUGUAUUUUCUCCGAAUCACGCAGUGUGGGUACGAGUACGAGCAGACUUACGCCUUCUUGCCUCUGCUUCCCUUCUUCAUCUCGCUUCUCUCUCGCACAGUUUUUGCGCCUUUGGUUCCGUUGAUUGGUCUUCGAGCUGUAAUGGUGUUGUCUGGCUACGUCGUCAGCAACUUGGCCUUCGUACUUGCUGCAAUCUAUCUAUUCAGGGUUUCAGUUCUUAUCUUGAAGGACACUGAAGCAUCAUUUAGAGCUUCAAUCAUCUUCUGUUUCAAUCCGGCGUCCAUAUUUUAUUCAUCAAUAUAUUCAGAAAGUCUGUAUGCUCUUUUUUCAAUUGGAGGCUUGUAUCACUUGCUAUCUGGUGCCAGCAAUGUAGCCGUUCUCUGGUUUGCUCUCUCUGGCUGUGCAAGGUCCAAUGGAAUUCUUAAUGCUGGUUACAUCUGUUUCCAGACGAUGCAUCGAGCAUAUGAAGCUUUAUAUCAGAAAAGGCGUUUGGCUGUGCAGGUUUUAGUUACUGGACUUCUUCGAUGCGUAUGCAUUUGUCUUCCUUUUGUCGCAUUUCAAGCAUACGGAUACUAUAACCUCUGUCAUGGACAUAAGCCUGAUGAAUUGAGGCCUUGGUGCAAAGCAAGGGUACCUUUGCUGUACAACUUCAUUCAAAGUCAUUACUGGGGAGUAGGCUUUCUUAGAUACUUUCAGUUUAAACAGCUCCCAAACUUUCUGCUCGCAUCCCCGAUUCUGUCUCUAGCUGUGUGUUCAAUUAUAAGUUACAUGAAGGCUCGGCCUGAGCUCUUCAUUUCGCUGGGUUUUCAAGCUACCGAGAAAGAAAAGAGAUCUGGUGCAAUGCUUUAUUCUCUGAAGGAUGCGGUCGAAGCAGAUGUUAAAACUUCAUCAAAUGAAGGAAACCGUGACAUUAGGCAGCGGAAAUCUUGCAGAAAGAAGGAUGUGACUGUGACCGAUGUGGUUGCGGAUUCUAUAUCGCCGGAAAAGUCGGGAUAUUUUUCAGCUGAUGUAUUCCCAUUUGUCGUACACUUGGGUUUAAUGGCAGCCACAGCGUUCUUCGUCAUGCAUGUUCAGGUUGCAACACGGUUCUUGUCAGCGAGCCCUCCUCUUUACUGGUUUGCAUCGCAUUUGAUUGCAUCUCCUAAACAUAGUAAAUGGGAAUACUUGAUAUGGUCAUAUUGUGCAGCCUAUAUCCUUCUCGGCACUCUUCUCUUCUCCAACUUUUAUCCAUUCACU